This is a messenger RNA of Phalaenopsis equestris, 1766 nucleotides long. RefSeq names its product 2-(3-amino-3-carboxypropyl)histidine synthase subunit 2. Gene Ontology annotation, molecular function: 2-(3-amino-3-carboxypropyl)histidine synthase activity. The record is from RefSeq and is a predicted model, not a curated record. Lineage: Eukaryota; Viridiplantae; Streptophyta; Magnoliopsida; Asparagales; Orchidaceae. The coding region runs from base 52 to 1560 and encodes 502 amino acids. Gene Ontology annotation, biological process: protein histidyl modification to diphthamide. The transcript is spliced from 10 exons.
UGCUAUCGCGCCUUCUACCUCGCUCCGGAUGAUCCUAGGGUUUGGGCCCUAAUGGAUUUGGAAUCUAAGUACGAAAUCCUCCGGACUGCGAAUUUCAUCCGCAGUAACAACUUCUCCAGAGUCGCGUUGCAGUUUCCAGACGAGCUCCUCAGAGACUCGACGAGCGUGGCGAGGGCUCUGAGGAAUGAGCUGGGGCGAGGCGUGCGCCUGUUCGUCAUGGCCGACACGGCAUACGGCAGUUGCUGUGUGGACGAAAUCGGUGCCGCGCACAUUGACGCUGACUGCGUCGUCCAUUUUGGCCACGCCUGUAUGAGUCCAUUAACAACACUGCCUGCCUUCUUUGUCUUUGGGAAAUCCUCGAUUGAUGUACUUGUUUGUGUGCAAUCCUUACAUCACAACCUAUCAUCAAACAAUAAGCCGAUUUUGAUCCUAUUUGGAUUGGAAUAUGCGCAUGCUUUAGAGGACAUAAAAGCAAAAAUGGUGAGUUCAUUGCCAUCAGCUGGGUUUAGUCAAAUAGUUCGAUAUGCAGAGGUUACUUCUUCGAUCAUAAAUCCGUCUGAUGAUAAUGAUGGAAUAAAUGGACGCAACACGAAAGUUGUAGUUUUAAAUUGUGGUCAUAAGGAGAAAACUUUGAAGUCGGAGAAAUGUAGUAAAUUAGUCACUGGUACCAGAUAUGGUCUUGGAGGUCUAGAAUGGAGUAUUCCAGUGGAUAAGAAGAUUGAUGAUUACAUUAUGGUUUGGAUUGGAUCUGCAGAUUCUGCUUUUGCAAAUGUUGUUCUUACAUUCAACAGUUGUGAAAUAGUUAGAUAUGACCCUGAGAGAAGCCAGUUUCUACGUGACUUCUCUGGCCAGAGAAAAACUCUGAAACGCAGAUAUUAUCUUGUCGAGAAGGCAAAGGAUGCUAAUAUUGUUGGCAUUUUGGUGGGAACUCUAGCUAUUGCUGGUUAUCUUAGGAUGAUUAAUCAGAUGAAAGAAUUGAUUGAAGGAGCUGGGAAGAAAUCUUACACCUUAGUCAUGGGAAGACCUAACACUGCCAAACUCGCCAACUUUCCUGAGUGUGAUGUUUUUGUCUACGUCUCUUGUGCUCAAACUGCUCUCUUGGAUAGCAAAGAUUUUCUGGCUCCAGUUAUAACUCCUUUUGAAGCAACGUUAGCUUUUGGCAGGGGGAAAGAUUGGACUGGAGAAUAUGUGGUGGAGUUUGGCGACUUGAUGAUCUCUUCACCGGGAGAUUUCAAUCACUUUCAUGAAGCUCGGUUUUCAUUUUUCAAAGGUGGCUACAUAGAAGAUGUUCAGCCUCAUGAAAAUGAAGGACAAAGAAAUGAUGAAUCAGUUGGGUUGGAGUUGUCAAAGGCAGCUAUGAACUCAAUCGACCGACCGUCUGAUUCGAUUUUAUUCAAUGGAUCGGCUCAAUCGGGGGUUGAUUUUUUUGUUGCCCGUAGCUUCAAAGGUCUCAAUAUACAGUAUAAUAAUCCUUCUCCCCCUUCAUACAUCAUUGGUAGGAGAGGCAGAGCAGCUGGCUAUGAUGAUGAGAGAAAGGCAAUAUAUAGUUCAGAAGUUUGACGGUACUGAGGACUUCUGUGCAAAUGAAUUUGAUUUGUUCUUUGAGGUGAAGAAAUUGGUGGUUUCUAACAUGUAAAAUAUGAGCUGUUAGGAUUAUUUGAAAGCCCAAUGUUGUAGUUUAUGAAUAAAUUAUUUUAUAAAGAUUGCAUUAGGGGCUGUUUGGUUGUAGUUCUGUGUUGUAAUGAAAUUAUCUUGAUCAUCACUAA